CAGCUGCUUGCAAACAUAAAUAAUACAUUUUGUUAGUUUUAGCCGGUGAAUUCUUUGUUUUCCAGCUUAAAAUUAAUUGUUUAAAACAGUGAAAUGGAUAAUUUGGAGUCCAAAGAAGUGGAAAGCACCAGCAAAGUGAUGGAAAACAAGGAAAAUGAGAGGGAAUUUGACAGAACUACCGGCGUCGCCACUGAAGAAGAGGAAGAAGUGGUAGCGUCUUCCCAUAAGAAGAAGAACGUGGAGGAGGAGGAAGAUGAUAAAGCUGUGGUUGGGAGAGAGAAGAAAGACGAAGAGUGCGCCAGAGAGAAAGAGACAGCGAAACAACAAAAGUGCCUGGACAAAAACACCUGUAGCUGCCCCCAACUGGAGGCGGAGGCCAUCAAGGACAACCGCCAGCUGCUGGAGUUCCGCGUGCGGAGCAGGGACAUCGACUGGCGCCACUAUGUCCAGCCCCUGGACACCAAGAUUCGAUCGGGAGCGGUAUACUUGGAGCGCCAGGUGGACUUCGUGGGCAGCCACCGGCGACCGGUGACCGAGGAUAAUCGCAGGGAACUGCUCGUCUGCCACGAUAUGAUGGGCAACUACCUCGAGGAUCGGCACUUUCACAGCUCGGAAAAGUACGACGACUAUCGAUUCGUGCACUGGUCAGCCGUGGAUUACUUCUGUUACUUCAGCCACCAGUACGUGACCAUUCCGCCCUGCGGUUGGCUGAACGCCGCCCAUCGUCACGGUGUUCCCGUGGUGGGCACGUUCAUCGUGGAGGCUCCGGGACUGCUGAACGAGGUCCUGGCCACCGAGGAAACCGUUUCGAGGACCGUGGAAGCCCUAACCCGCCUCUGCGAGCACUUCGGCUUCGAGGGAUGGCUGGUCAACGUGGAGGUAACCGUUCCCCAGCGCAAUAUGCCCAAUCUCUACCGCUUUGUCCGAGAACUGACCGCCGCCACGGAGGCACGUGUGCCCCACGGACGUGUCUUUUGGUACGACAGCGUUUUGGAGAGCGGCGAACUGCUGUGGCAGAACGAGCUCAACUCCCGCAACGUGGAGUUUUUCCGGCGCAGCCACGGAACCCUGAUAAACUACGCCUGGAACGAAGGCCACUUGGAGCGGAGUGCCGAGCAGGCCAAGAGGGAGCAAUCGCCACGGCAUCGCGUCUUCAUGGGAUUGGAUGUGUUCGGAAGAAGUCGCAAAGGCGGUUUCCAGAGUCUGGAGACCAUGGAGCACAUAGCGAACAAUGGCUUCUCGGCGGGGAUCUUUGCACCUGGCUGGUCCUUUGAAACCCUCAGUCGCUUUGGGUACAACAUCAAAAACCCACGCGGCGAUGAGCAGGUGAACUCGGCCUUCUUGGCCAGAAACGAGGCGUGGUGGGCUCGCAUUUGGCCCACUUUGGCCACACAUCCGUACAGUUCGCUGCCGUUCUUCACGGACUUUUGCGUGGGUUCCGGACGGGCGAGCUACGAGCGGGGAUUCAGGAUUGCUGGCGAGGACAUGCCCUUCCUCAACCUGUCGCGGCAGUCGCUGCAGCCAUCGGUGCCGCUGGACAAGAAUGCAGUGCAUCAUUUCGACGAGGCCUUCUCGGGCGGCUGCUCCCUUCUGGUGACCAACUACGAACGGGCCUUCCGGCUCUUUGUCACUGAUUUUGAACUGACCCGUGGCGUUCUGCUCCUGGGCUAUGCCUAUAAAAUUAAUGGCGAUGACGUGGCCACCAACUUUGAUUUGCUGGUGCGAGUGACUGCGCUGAAUAGGAACGAUGCGGAGCUUUAUCUGUUUUGCGGGGAAUAUAGCGGCUCAAUUGUGGCUCCACAGCGCUGCUAUCUAUCACCCACACCCACCGAUGGUGUCCUGCCACGCGUCCAUGCCAAACUGCCGCAGGACACCAGACUCCUGGCAUCGGGCUGGCAGGUGCGUUACUACCUGGUCAAGUUCGAUGGGCCCGUUAGGGUCCAGGAUAUUGGUGUGAAGUGCCAGCGGCCGGCGGAAUCGAAAACGGAGGCUCAGUUGGGCGCCGUUUUUGUGGAGGCUCUGCCGCUGGAGGCUUUGACGGACACGCGGACAGACAUUCCGGUCUACGGCAGGAACAUGUGGGAUGAGCAGCGGGCUUAAAGCCCCAGUUGGUUAAAUCAAUAACUUUUUUUUUUGAUAAUUUAUAAGUGUAUAGAUGUUGCACAAAAAACUUAUUUCUAAAUAUGUAAAUGUGUUCAAAAUAUAACCGUAACAAAGCUGAAAA
Messenger RNA from Drosophila subpulchrella, 2224 nucleotides. It is a transcript of the gene ENGase, whose product is annotated as cytosolic endo-beta-N-acetylglucosaminidase. Gene Ontology annotation, cellular component: cytoplasm. Gene Ontology annotation, molecular function: mannosyl-glycoprotein endo-beta-N-acetylglucosaminidase activity. The transcript is spliced from 4 exons. The record is from RefSeq and is a predicted model, not a curated record. Lineage: Eukaryota; Metazoa; Arthropoda; Insecta; Diptera; Drosophilidae. Gene Ontology annotation, biological process: protein deglycosylation. The coding region runs from base 94 to 2100 and encodes 668 amino acids.